Molecule: messenger RNA, 5005 nt
Organism: Grammomys surdaster
Lineage: Eukaryota; Metazoa; Chordata; Mammalia; Rodentia; Muridae
Gene: Negr1
Product: neuronal growth regulator 1
Exons: 7
Coding region: 401-1447 (348 amino acids)
Cellular component (GO): neuron projection
Source: RefSeq, a predicted model, not a curated record
GGGGGCCGCCGGCCGCUGCUGCGCCCCGCGCUGCCUGUGCCGCCUCCCGCGCUCUGCUCGCCGCCUCGCAGGACGGUGUGCGGCCGCCAGGGAUUAGCCACGCUCCGGACGCGGCCGGGCGCCCCGAAGGAGGUGGAGCGCGGUGCCAGGGGGCGGGAGGGGAGGGAGGGAAGGCAAGCUGCAGAGGAGCAGAAAGGAGGCGAGGCCGGGGAAAGAGGGAAACUACGCCCGACAACUAGGGAGGGGGCGAGAAAGAGAAGAAACCCACCCACCCACUCAGAAAACGGAAAAGAGGAAAAAAAUCUCGUGUGGCGCGCCGCCUGGUUAUCGGGCAGCCUCGCCAGCAGCAGGGGGUGGGAGCCGACGCUGCCGGAGAGCGAGCAGCCUGGCAGGCACGGACAUGGUGCUCCUGGCGCAGGGCGCUUGUUGCUCGAACCAGUGGCUGGCGGCGGUGCUUCUGAGCCUGUGCUCUUGCCUCCCGGCUGGGCAGAGCGUGGACUUUCCCUGGGCGGCCGUGGACAACAUGCUGGUGAGGAAAGGUGACACGGCAGUGCUCAGGUGUUACUUGGAAGAUGGAGCAUCAAAGGGUGCCUGGCUCAACAGGUCAAGUAUCAUUUUUGCUGGAGCGGACAAGUGGUCAGUGGACCCUCGAGUUUCCAUUUCUACAUUGAAUAAGAGAGACUACAGCCUCCAGAUACAGAAUGUCGAUGUGACAGAUGAUGGCCCAUACACCUGUUCGGUGCAGACCCAACACACACCGCGGACGAUGCAGGUUCAUCUCACUGUGCAAGUUCCCCCGAAAAUAUAUGACAUCUCAAAUGACAUGACCAUCAAUGAAGGAACCAAUGUCACCCUUACUUGUUUGGCCACUGGGAAGCCAGAGCCCGCCAUUUCAUGGAGACAUAUCUCCCCAUCAGCAAAACCAUUUGAAAAUGGACAAUAUUUGGACAUUUAUGGAAUUACAAGAGACCAGGCUGGGGAGUAUGAAUGCAGUGCAGAGAACGACGUGUCGUUCCCAGACGUGAAGAAAGUGAGAGUGGUCGUGAACUUUGCGCCCACAAUUCAGGAAAUUAAAUCUGGCACUGUGACUCCUGGACGCAGUGGACUGAUACGAUGUGAGGGUGCAGGUGUGCCACCGCCGGCCUUCGAGUGGUACAAAGGGGAGAAGAGGCUCUUCAAUGGCCAACAAGGAAUUAUCAUUCAGAAUUUUAGCACAAGAUCCAUCCUUACAGUGACAAACGUGACACAGGAGCACUUCGGCAACUAUACUUGUGUGGCUGCCAACAAGCUGGGCACAACCAAUGCGAGCCUGCCCCUCAAUCCUCCAAGCACAGCCCAGUACGGAAUUACUGGGAGUGCCUGCGACCUCUUCUCCUGCUGGAGCCUUGUGUUGACACUAUCUUCUGUCAUCAGUAUAUUCUACCUGAAGAAUUUCAUCCUACAAUGAAUCUAAAGACCCAUGAAAGGCUUUUAAGGAGUCUCUGGGAGUGCUGAUGGCUGGAUCCAAUCUGGUGCAGUUAGGUUGAAGCAGCGUGGAAUACAAUCCGCAGUCUGUACGCGGGUGACGCCUUUUGUCUGUGGAAUCGCUGGUUGUGUAAAUACUUUCAUUCUCCUCUCCUUUUGAUUAGACACACGACCUUGUGAAGCACUGCACAUUGUCCCUUUUUUAAGAUGUGAAAGGUCUGAACUUAUUUUAGAGGAUAUUAAUUGUGAUUUCAUGUUUGUAAUCUACAACUUUUCAAAAGCAUUCAGUCGUGGUCUGCUAGGCUUCCGGCUGUAGUUUACAUAACAAAUAUUGCAGUGAACCCAUGAUUCUUUAAGGCUGCAAUACAAGGGUCCCGUGCCCUGUUUCAGUAAGAGUCAACCCACAUUUACGAGAUGCAUUUUUUUUCUUUUUUGAUACAAAUCCAAAUAAUAUUGCCUUCAGAUCAUUUCUUCAAAAUAUAACACAUAACUAGAUGUCCCUGCUCGCAUGACAUCCAGGUUUUGGAAAUGAGCCUUGUAAUAUAACUCGCUAUGCUUCUCCUUCUAAUUUCAGCAUGGGUGUGCCUUCAUAAAAUAAUCUCUUUGUCUCUGACAAAUACAUAAUGUUUUCCUAAAUCUUGCAAUUUGGAAGCAAAAACAAAAAGUAAUUUACAUCAAUAAGCUAAACUCCACCCGAUUUUGUGGGGCCAAGAAGCUAUUAGGCUGUGUCUAGUCAUUAUCCAUGGGGCCUGAGAACUUUGCCCACAGCAUCUCAGUUUUCUUGAUAAAACAAUUUAAUACCAUGAUUGAAAUUCAGGUUAAAUAUUAGUGCCACUGUGGGAAAGCAUAACCCGUCACAGGACAGCACAACCUGUUCUAGAGACCCCUGGUAAAGCAUCAGUCUCCUGCACUAUUCAAUCCCUAACACGGAUUCUCUGCAUGAACUGCAGCCCUAUCACCCAAGAGACGAGAGGCUGUUAGUGCUCAGAUUAGGCUUUGGCAUCAGUAAGUUACUGUGACAGAAACCCUGCAGUCUUUCCAUCUGAUUUUCCCGUCCUUUGGUUGAUAGGGGUGCAUCUUAUGUUCUUUAACAUUCCAAAAUGUGUUUUAAAAAAUAUCGUGCAUCUAUGCACAGCAGAUCAGCCCUGAAGUAACUCAUUCUUCACCAAAAUCUUGUUAAGUCAUUACCACUCAAACUGAUGCCAAAACUGAAGACUCACCAUGCUUCACUGCAUCUUACAGGACACAUAUGAGAUACAACCAAAUGGACACACCAGAAGGAGGGCAUCAUGGGAUAUGUUAAUCACUCAAUGAUUGUGAAUAUUACAUUUUUUCUAUUUAAAAAAAAAACAAAACUACAUUUUUGAAGGAAAAUGCUGUUAGUCUAACUACUAUACUACAGGAAUAGGUUCAUGGUCUUGCUUUUGACCAAAGAAAGACCAGAGCCUUGAAAGCCAUUUUUCAGGUCUGAUGAAGUUGCCAAUUUCAGCACGCCUAGGUUUCUACAGUGACCUUCUGCACACCCUAACUAAAGACCUAUGCUCAAACUACACACAAGGACUUUUACAGUGAUUAUUUUAGAUAGUUCAUGUUUUGCCCUAGAAGGAUGGCUUUAAAUUUUUUAUUUUUGUCUUAAACAAAGUUUAGACCCAAAAGACACCAUAAAUCUAUUUUAAUUAGGAAAAACGAAUCAUAAGUGAGGAGACAUAAAUACAUAGUCUUCCCGUGAAAUGGCAAUAAUGUGGCAUAAUGCUAUGAAAUUUACUAGCUGUAAUAAAUUUAUGUCAUUUUGAUUGAUAUAUUAAAAGUGAAUUUUGAAAAUUAUGGCAUUUAAAUUUCUAGGUGAUUUGCUACUAAAAAUGUUCAUGUGGAAUUAGUGAGCAAACAACAGAAUUUUUUUUCUUUGUAUUGCAGCUUUAAAGUAGCACACUCCACAAUAACCUACUUAUUAGAGAUAGCGGUGCUACCAUGGAGUGUUGGUCACCUGAACCGCUGUUUGGGGAGAGAAACAGUUGGAGAAUGCGUAUUAUACAGUGACGUUUCCCUAGAGUUAAAAAUGCCUCCUCUGUGUAAGGUAUGUAGGGUACAUGUGAGGUAAACUGAGGUAUAAAGUACAGAUGAACCAAAUAAUUAGUUCUAAGUGUUGUCAUGAUUCCGAAUUCGUGGAGUCCGGUGUUUUUCCAUAGAGUGUGACAAAGGACAGUCAUAGCUCAGUAGCUACAUGUAUUUGCCUUUAUGUUAGAAGAGACUUUCUUGAGUGACAUUUUAAUAGAGGAGGCAUCCGCUAUGUUUUUCUGUAUUACGGCAGCAUAGUCCUUAGGCGCCUGGACAGAGUGAAACCAUGAGUAUUUAUGAGUUCAGUAUUGUUCAAAUAAGGCUACAGUAUUUGCUUUUUUGUGUGAAUGUAUUGCAUAUAAUGUUCAAGUAGGUGAUUUUACAUUGACGGGCAUCUGAAAUGUCUGAUUACUCCAUUUUAUCAGUCCUGACUGUACAAGAUUGUUGCAAUUUCAAAAUAGCAGUCUUAUGAAGUUAAUUUAUCUUUUGAUUUACAACAAUUUUCUUUAGCUAUUCAUUUCAGCGUUAUGUUUUCCACAAUAUCCAUUUGUGGGAUCCCUUUUGUUGCCCCUAAAUUUUUAAAGAAAGAAGGAAAGAAAACGAUGAUAGAGAAAGGAGAAUGAGGAAAAGAAGAAAAGACAAAAGAAUAUGGGGUAUAAACAGAAAUGACUGAAGGAAGUGAAGAGAUUAGGAGGGGAGUAGGGAGAAUGGAAUCUUCUGCUCAUGAGCCUAUUGGACUGCGUUCUUGGUUUAACUGCAAAUGGCCUAAUUUUUUCCCAAUGAUCUUAUUCUAAACCUAAGUCCUGCUAUGCCCUGUGGCCCUGCUGGGCAGAAUUUAUUGAAUGAUUGGCACUGCCCAGGCCACAAUACUGAGUGCUUUUUGCAGACACUGAGAUUUGAGAGAGAGCAUUUCAAACAUAAAGUCACUUUGAGGUUCACAGCUUCACUGAAAAAUUGUCUUCUCAUAACAUUUAUGCUAUGUCUAGAAAGUAGACUGGAAAGCUAAGAGUCACUGAGAUAAUUCAGGACAAAACUGCGCACAUAUAGAGAAGUACCCCAGUCUGUGAAGUCUGAACACUCUGAGCAACUGAACUAUCAAAGUCAAUAAAUGGUAUUGAUCAAAUUACUGAAUAAUUGUUAAUUUACCCAUUGUGCUUAGCUUUGUAACACAGCUGAAAGUUACCUAUUUAAUCUUUUCAAUAAAAAUUGUUUUUUUUGAAAUCCAGAAAUGAUUUUAAAAAGAGGUCAGGUUUCUAACUAUUUAUUGAAGUGUGUGGGUGUACAGUAUUUCAAUAGAUAUGAAUAUGGAUAAAUGGUAUUGCCUUAAGAUCCUCUGAAAUGUACUUACUUUAAAGACUGGAAAACGCCCUUCCUGUCUUUAGUAAAAACAUCCAUAUUUCAUAAUCUGAUGUAAAAUAUGUUGUACUGUUUCCAAUAGGUGAAUAUAAAGUCAGUUUAUCAAUUAAAAUAUGUAUUUGAUUCAUUU